Molecule: messenger RNA, 3509 nt
Organism: Eubalaena glacialis (North Atlantic right whale)
Lineage: Eukaryota; Metazoa; Chordata; Mammalia; Artiodactyla; Balaenidae
Gene: TTC31
Product: tetratricopeptide repeat domain 31
Exons: 12
Molecular function (GO): protein binding
Source: RefSeq, a predicted model, not a curated record
GGCAGGGGAUGCUUCGGGCAACCGGCAGCCGCAGCCAGCCACGAACGUUCCGGCGGAGAGCGCCUGCCCGCUUUCUCUGCCACUGCUUCUCCUCAGCGCCCCUGGGCUGCGCCCGUAACGGCGGCACGGUAGCCAGCGGAGGCAGAAGGCCACCAGAGCGAGACGCUUGGGCCAUGGGACAGCUUGUCCGGAACGAAGCUAACGAUUCCCACCUCCCCGUACUGCUCAACGCCUGCCGCAGCCGGGGCUCCGCCCCAUCCCCGGAGCCGUCAUCUCUGGCCCGGGAGCCGCCGGGACCGUCAUGCACUCUCUCGCGCUCCGUAAGCGGAGGCUUCUGCCCCCAACAAAGAUGGCUGCCUACUCUGUCCUACUCUGCCCUUCGGCCGGUGUCGAAUGCCAGACUUUCACUUUCGGGUCACUGUUGACGGGGAUGGCGCCGAUUCCGAAGACUGUGGGGCUGGUCAAGCUAGGUAAGCAGGUGAGACAAGACCGGAGGGGGUCCAGGAGGACUGGGGCAGCCCCAAUUAGAUCUGUUUUCAGUAGGAUUUUGUGCUUCACGCGAUGGGCAGAGGGCUCCAGCUCACCUACCCCGAGGCCCCCAGACGCGCCGCCGCCUUCUUUUCCUAUAUACUGUCCUCUGCGGCCCGGCUGCCCGCUGGGGGUCGCUGCUGUCCCCAAACUCUGCAAGGAAUUCGGUCCUGAGGACUACGGCGACGAGGACAUAGUGGAUUUUCUUUGGUGGCCUGUGGAGAAUGAUCCCCAUGGCCUGCAUCGGAUCCGUGUGGGUGGGAGCAGCAGGCGGCUGCAGCUGUGUCACCAUGACCAUUUCUGUUAUGAGGGGGAAACUACUGGACAGAAUGACAAGGCCAAGGAGGCUGAGAAACUGGGCACCUACUGUGGUCUCCAAAAGUCCUUCCUAUACCCUCCACGAGGGUCUAAGCCCUGCCCUCAAAGCCCUUGUGCCUCAGCAUCCUGCCUCAGUGACUCAGACAACCUGCUUCAGGUGGCCAUGCCUCAGAGGCUCCUGCUGACUGAAGAGGAAGCCAGCCGCCUGGCUGAGGAGCUGGUGUCUGAGCAGGAGCGCAUGAAACGGAAAGCAGAGAAGAAACGACUGAAAAAGAAGCAUCAAAAGGAUCGGAAGCGAAGGGAGCGUUUGGAGCAGGAUGGCAGGGAGUCCAAUGCGAAUGUCUACAGGCAGUCUGAGGCAUUGCAGUUGGGGAUGGGAGCCCCCCCGUCCAGCUCUGGGAGCCCAGCUCAGGGACAGUGUUGCGAGGAAGAGGACUCACUGGAUCUAUCUAGUACCUUUGUGUCUCUGGCUUUGUGCAAGGUUGGGGAUUGGCCCCCCAGUGCCUGCAGAGAAAAGGGACUGAGUCAGGAGCCCCAAGGCAGGAGCUUGGGUCCCCAAGAGAAGAUGAGUUAGGAGGAAGGAAGCACUCCAAAAGAAGAGAGCCCCAGGCAGAGUCAUAAGGCAGAGGCAUCUCUAGGAUUGCUGGCAGCUGCCUUACAACAGAGCCAGGAGUGAGCAGAGUUUAGUACCAGCUUUGCCCAAAAUGGUUUCCACCACAAGGCCAUGGUCCUCUUCACCCAGGCCUUGAAGCUCAACCCCCAGGACCACCGGUUAUUUGGAAAUCGCUCAUUCUGCCAUGAAUGGCCGGGUCAGCCGGUGUGAGCCCUGGCUGAUGCCCAGGUAGCCCUUACUUUGCGGCCUGGCUGGCCCCGGGGCCUCUUCCACCUGGGCAAAGCCUUGAUGGGACUGCAGCAUUUCGAAGAGGCAGCUGCUGUGUUCCAGGAGACUCUGAGAGGCGGAUCCCAGCCUGACACAGCCUGGGAGCUCCACUUCUGCCUUCUACAACUCACUCUGGACCAGCGAGGAGGAAGCCCUGGGCCGCCUCUGUCAACUGGAUUCCCCUAUGCAUUUCCCCAUGUUGAGCUGGGGCCUUCAGGCCUCCUCUCCCUCAGUUGCCCUGGAAGCACUGCCCCGAGGGCCCCUGGCCUUCUGUCUCCACCCUUGCAUUAUCCCCCACAUCACCUGAGCCACUCCAGCUGGUCCCUCCCCCAUACUCAGAGCAGAAGACCCUGUCCUCUCCAUUUCCAGGACUCCUCAAAGGGCUGGGGCAUCCUGGGACUUGGGCCCCAGCACCUACCUCACACCAGAUGAAGGAGGACCUGUCCCUAAUAAGGCAAGGCCAUGUGUGCAUCCCACAGGGAUGAAGGACACUGUGUGGUAGCAGUUCACUGCACAUUUUGAGACCUGUACUCUAAAACCAUGGUUGGGAACAUCCCUGGCAGUCAUGACUCUUGCCACAGAGACCUUCUGAUGAGAGAAAGGAGCCCUACAUCCACUGAAAUAGGCUUUCUUUGGUUCUUAAGCAGAUGGCUUCUUCUGGGAGCAGUAAGGAAAAAUAAAAUCCCCCAAGGCUCAAGAAGGGAUCUGUACAAAAGUUCAGGUUUUCAGACUAUAACAGACCUGGCAGUGGGGGCAUUUGAGGCUUGCCCUGCUUCUUGGCCCUGGGGGACUCACUCACCGGCCAGAGCUCUGUGCUCAGGAUGGGGUCACAGUAAUGAAUAAGGCCCAAGUCUCGCCCUUCAGCUUGACAGAUGCUCACUUCUUCCUAAUCCCAGUUCUUGCCCUGUUUUCUGAAGCCUGAGCUCCUCAUGCCCUGUUUCCUGUCCACACGUCUAUACAUAUUCUGACCUCUCCUUUGCCCAAUGGUCUGAUGCUCCCCUCCUCCCACUGCUAAAAGAUUCACCAAGGGUUUGUAUUUACCAGCUUACCAGCUCCUGCUUGGAGCUGGCAGAGCCCAUACAUCUCCAGGUACCUGCACUGCUGGCUCUCCCACUGAUGGGGCCUUAGCAGGUACCCAGGCUUCUGCUACUUUGGUCAUGGUCUUUCUCCACUCCAGCACUGGGCAUUGUAACCAGCCUUUCCCCCAUGUGAAUUUACUUAAUUUUUUCCACCCAGGGUCACUGCCCCUAAGGAAGGCUAAAAUCCUCUACUUUCUGAAUAAGAAUCAUGACCUCCUUCUGGUUUCGCCUCUAAGAUCCUGGCAGCUGCUCCUGGCUGGUUCCUCCCUAGCUCUGCCUGGGACUCUCAGCUCAUUUAAAUGUGGAUCUGUAGGGGACUUUUAGGCCUCCAGAAUGCCUUUCCUAGAGGAACCAUUUAGCAGGAUGAAUGACUCUUGCUGUCCUAUGGGUCUUAUUCAACACCAUUUGCACCUAGAGAUAGGAGAUGCUGAAGCACCUCUUUAUUUAAGGCUGUCCCAAAUUCUUUUUAUUGUUUAUGGUUUCAGGCCCCUUAAAUACUGUAUGACAGAUUGAAGUCUGCCAUUACUAGUUGGGUCACCUUCGGCAGAUUUCUUAACACCUGUGCUUCAGUUUCCUCAUCUGUAAAAUGUGGGCAAUCCCUACCUCACAGGGCUGUUGUGAGGGCUGAAAGAGAAAGUGUGAGAACCUACCUACCGAAAGCCUGGUACAUAGUGGGUGUUAAAUAAACUGAUUUUUAUCUGCAA